GGGGCGCGGCAGGCGAGCCUGGGGCUGGGCUGAGGCAGAGCGGCUCCGGCGCUGGGGGGUGGACGAGGCUCGCUGCGUCCCAGCCGGGCCCGGAGCCCAUGGAGCGGGGGAAGAUGGCGGAGCUGGAGAGCCUGGAGACGGCGGCGGAGCACGAGCGGAUCCUGCGGGAGAUCGAGAGCACGGACACGGCCUGCAUCGGCCCCACGCUCAGGUCGGUCUAUGAUGGCGAAGAACAUGGUCGUUUCAUGGAAAAGCUGGAAGCCCGAAUUCGAAACCAUGACCGAGAGAUUGAGAAAAUGUGCAACUUCCAUUACCAGGGCUUUGUAGAUUCUAUCACGGAGCUCCUGAAAGUUAGGGGAGAAGCCCAGAAGCUUAAGCAUCAAGUGACAGACACGAAUAGAAAACUGCAGAGUGAAGGGAAGGAAUUGGUAGUAGCAAUGGAAGAGCUGAAACAAUGUCGACUACAACAGAGAAAUAUUUCUGCUACCGUCGAUAAACUAACACUGUGUCUUCCUGUUCUGGAGAUGUACAGCAAACUGAGAGAGCAAAUGACAUCUAAAAGACAUUACCCUGCGUUGAAGACAUUAGAGCACCUUGAGCAUACGUACCUGCCACAGGUGAGCCACUACCGCUUCUGCAAGAUCAUGGUGGAUAAUAUCCCUAAACUGCGUGAAGAGAUAAAAGACGUUUCCAUGUCAGACCUCAAAGACUUCCUGGAGAGUAUUCGUAAGCACUCUGACAAGAUUGGAGAGACGGCAAUGAAACAGGCCCAGCAGCAAAGAAACCUGGAUAAUAUUGUAUCUCAGCAUCCCAGGAUAGGUGGUGGAAAGAAAUAUAAGAAAGAUGUCUGUGCAAGCUCAGAUCUGGAGGUGAAAAACACUAGCCCCAUGUCUGAACAGGAUUCGGGGAUCCUGGAUGUUGAAGAUGAGGAUGACGAUGAAGAGGUGCCUGGUGCCCAGGAUUUGGUGGAUUUCUCGCCCGUGUACCGAUGCUUGCACAUCUAUUCUGUACUGGGUGCCAGAGAAACCUUUGAGAACUACUACAGGAAACAGAGAAGAAAACAGGCUAGACUGGUGCUUCAGCCCCCCUCAAAUAUGCACGAAACUUUAGACGGCUACAGGAAGUAUUUUAAUCAAAUUGUAGGCUUUUUUGUAGUUGAAGAUCACAUCUUACAUACAUCCCAGGGCUUGGUCAAUAGAGCCUAUAUCGAUGAACUGUGGGAAAUGGCUCUGUCAAAAACUAUUGCCGCGCUAAGAACACAUUCAUCUUACUGUUCUGACCCGAAUCUGGUAUUAGACUUGAAGAACCUCAUAGUUCUGUUUGCAGAUACACUCCAGGGGUAUGGCUUCCCUGUAAACCAGCUAUUUGAUAUGCUACUGGAAAUCAGAGACCAAUAUAGUGACACUCUGCUAAAGAAAUGGUCAGGAGUUUUCAGAAAUAUACUUGAUUCAGAUAAUUACAGUCCUAUACCCGUAGCUAAUGAAGAACUUUAUAAGAAGAUAAUAGGACAGUUCCCAUUCCAGGAUCCGGAGCUGGAAAAGCAACCGUUUCCAAAGAAGUUCCCCUUUUCUGAGUUUGUGCCUAAAGUUUACAAUCAGAUUAAAGAAUUCAUCUAUGCCUGUCUAAAGUUCUCAGAAGAUCUUCACCUGAGCUCCACGGAGGUUGACGACAUGAUUCGAAAAUCAACCAACUUGCUGCUGACUCGAAUGCUGAGCAAUUGUUUGCAGACUGUUAUUAAGAGGAGAAACACAGGGCUGACAGAGCUUGUGCAGAUUAUUAUAAAUACGACCCAUUUGGAGAAAUCCUGCAAGUUCCUAGAAGAAUUCAUAACCAAUAUCACCAACGUACUCCCGGAGACUGUCCAUACUACCAAACUCUAUGGCACUACCACCUUCAAGGAUGCCCGCCAUGCUGCAGAGGAAGAGAUUUACACUAAUCUGAACCAGAAGAUAGACCAGUUUUUGCAGCUGGCAGAUUACGACUGGAUGGCCGCUGAACCGGGCAGCAAAGCCAGCGAUUACCUGGUAGAUCUCAUUGCUUUCCUGCGCAGCACCUUUGCUGUGUUCACACACCUACCUGGGGAUGUAGAUGUCCAUUCUACAAUGUCGGGUAAGGUGGCUCAGACUGCAUGUAUGUCUGCAUGCAAACACUUAUCCACUUCACUGAUGCAGCUGCUGCUCGAAGCUGAAGUGAGGCAGCUUACAUUGGGGGCCUUACAGCAGUUCAACCUGGAUGUAGAGGAGUGUGAACAGUUUGCCAGAUCCGGGCCAGUGCCUGGGUUCCAAGGGGACACACUGCAGUUGGCCUUCAUCGACUUGAGACAACUUCUAGAUCUGUUCAUCCAGUGGGACUGGUCGACGUAUUUGGCUGACUACGGGCAACCCACAUGCAAAUAUCUUCGUGUGAACCCAACGACAGCCCUUAUCCUGCUGGAAAAGAUAUCACGAGUGUAAGUAUGCUGCUCGUUUGGGCUUUUACAUUCACCUUGCAAUGAAUCCUUUAUUGUUUGAUUUAAAUGGAGCACUAAACGAUCUAAAUGCAAGCUCUCUUUGAAACUGUUCCCCCCCUGUAACCUUAUCGUCUCAAAUGCACUAAAUACGACUAAAAGAGGAGCUUUUACCGUGUUGCUUUUCUAUGGAUUCAUUUCAACAAAAGUUGACUGAAUCUGAGGUGGUGUUGGCUGGGAUGGGGACAAAGUUUAACUUCCCUUUGUUUUGAUUGUUAACUCUAUUAUGAUGGUACCUAUAACCCCCAUUGUGCUAGGCAUUGAGCAGACACAUCAUAAAAGGGACAGUCCUUAUUCCAAAGAGCUUACAAUUCCUGAAGCACUGUUUGGCCACUCAAAAAAAGAUUGCUGCAUCCGAAGAAGUGAGGUUUUUACUCACGAAAGCUUAUGCCCAAAUAAAUCUGUUAGUCUUUAAGGUGCCACCAGACUCCUUGUUGUUUUUGUAGAUACAGACUAACACGGCUACCCCCCAACACUCAAAAAAAGUUUGCUUUUUUGCAUGAUAGAGUACCGCCCUCAACCAAAAUUCUCUAUGGAAUUUUCUGCAGCUAAUGUUGAAAUGGACGUGGCCCAUGAAUUUCAGCAAUUUCUCCAGAACACUGAAGCCUAACCACAUGGGAUUGAGUGAAAACGCAUAGUUAUGACCAAGCUCUGCCCUCCGUGCUGGUGUGAACCCUCAGACAUGAUUGGGAGCCUAGAAUACACAUUUAAAAUACAAAAUGUGGCCCUUAGAAUUUAUGGAAAGGUUUAAAAAAAAAGAUGAUUAGAUUUUUCUAGCCAGAUAAAGGUGAAAUGACUUUGUAUGCAUGGGUUAAUAUGAAUCACGUAGUUUGCACAAGCCCAUGUGCUUCAAUUUAUGGAUUCAAAUCUAUGUCCAGAGGAAAGAAAUCCAGCCACAUACAAGUGGUAGUACAGGCGCCCAGUUUAAAUAAGCUUUACUGCCCACAAUGUUUUGAAUACAGAUAAAACUGCCAAAGGAAUGCACAGAUGUUUUAAAAAAAUCAUUACAAUGCUGCUUUGUCACUCUUCUAGGUAACGAUUGCCAUGGCAAAGCCAAAAAGCAUUGUAUUGCAUCAGCAAUAGAUGCACGUCAUGCAAUGGUCCCCGUAUACUAUUACACAGCUGCUGGAAUCACCGUUAAUUACAUUAUACACCAGACAUCGAAGACGCCAAUCCUACAGUUGACAUCAGUCGGAAUCUGUGCAGGCUCACGGGUCUGUCGGCCCAAUACCGAUGGCAGGAUUAAAACCUGUAUUAUCAUAUCAAACAGUAAUCAAAUAGAAAAAUUCAACCAUCUCCAAAAUGUGCAUGUUUUCUUUCUCUGGCAUACCUCGUUAUACUCCGUGUCAGCUAGUAAACUCAAGUAAUAUUCUUCCAGAGGCCUGCGUUCUGCCAUACUUUAGAACAAUGCACUCUCGUUACUCUAUUCAGUCCCGGGCAUGGACUAUACAAGGCUUUCACACACCUUCAGUUUCUGUAGUUUACUUAAAUCUUUGGGGAAAUAAUCCCAUCUGGUAACAUCCAGCUUUUCAGGAAGUUUGGAUCCAGCCCCAAAUGUAAGAGCUCGAGCUUAUCUGUCUUUGCCACAAUAAUCAGCGUGUUGACAAUGUCAAUGGACACAAUCGUUUUAUCCAUUUUACUCAUUGUGGCCCUGAUCCAGCAGUUGGAGCCAUGCAGGGUGUCUGUCUGCAAUCACUCAGAGCCCCCUUGGACAAAUAUAAGUGCUAAUUAUUAUUUUAAAUAACACUUCAAAACAUGAAAUCUGUAAUAUUAAAAAUAUUGUCUCCUGUAGCACUUAGCAACACUAACAACAUCUCCCAUCAUGUACACGCUCCCUGAUUAAUGUCAUGGUGCUUCCGGCAAUCACACGCUUUCUUUUAAGAUGUGCACUAACGCAUUUGCUUUGCUGAGUAAAAUCGUCACAAGCUAUAUAGUUAAAAAGCACUCCCAAUGUAAGCCCGUCUUCAGGCAUUUAUAACGUUAGCAAAUAAUUAUCCUUUGGGAUAAAGGUUGUUGUUAUCCUUUGUUAAUAGUUCCAAGGUUUGUAGUGUUUUGAAUGUUUCAGAUUCCGCACUUUUUGUGAGAUAGGAGCAUGAGAACUUAGUGGAUUUUUUAUCUGUCAGAGGUGUUUCAAGAGGUUUGUUUUCUGAUUGGAUAACUCAAAAGCCUCUAAUUUGGAAAACUGCAAAUUUUCACUGUUUCCCCAUUUGGGUGCUCAAAGCUCGACCCCUCAAUCCAUGUUUAGACAGCUAAAUAGGAGCUUAGCACCUCUGAAAAUCAGAUUACUUUUUUGCUUCAUUUUAGGUAUCCAGGUCUGAAAAUGUGUGCGCCUUGCCCACGGAUAAUUACCUCUGGCAGGCCUGAUUAAAAAUAAUAAUAAUUUACAAACAAUGGUGUUAUCAGAAAACAGCGGUGGCUUUUUGAGGCCAGUGGGCUGGACGUUAGUUAAGGUGUCUAGUCCCCUGCAUAUGUACCUAGAGCCUUAGAUGGGAUCGUACGCGCAUCUAUUUUUAGCGCACUAGCUCAGUCUGAACUAGCAGAGGUAUGUCUCCUCAUGCUAGACAUUACACCUCCAGUUUGACAUACAGAGUCCCCUUCCCUGCUUUGAAUCCAGUACAUUGCCAUCUCCAGCUGCUGCUGUAAAUGGCUUGGAGUGACACUUUUUGUCAACCUUGCUUGCCUACUUUAGCUCUCAAUGGCCUCCAAUGUUAUAUGCUCUGCCAAUGUGCACAGAGACUAUGCGCAGCUGACACAGGGGCCAGGCACAGUGCCCCCUACACGUGCCUACACAAGCAUGCAUGAAUCUGGACCUCUGCAUGUUGGAAGGAAUGUAGCUGCAUCUGUUUCACUUUCUGACCCACCGUUGUUAUCUCUCUCCCUCUCUUUGGCACAGUUGGAGAUCCCAGCAUCUCAGGGAAGAUGCUGAGGCAAAUAAGUGAUUUAUUUUCAUAUUUAGACUUUUAAUAAAAAUACAGGCAUCAAGAACAUAUUCCUAAAUCAGGGAAGCCAAUGCAGAAACUCCACCUGUGUGUAAAAUUGCAUAAUCUUUUAAACUCACAAGUCAGGAACUUGGUGGCCUCACAGAUGCUGUGAAACUCAGCCACAUGCGAUGUAUAUUUUAAGUUGUAAAAGUUAACGCCAUACGCUUAAUUCCAGAUUUCUGAAUUUCCUGACUCUUGUGCAGUUACGUUGCAGUAUUGUCAUUUAUCACUUAAUAAGCAUUGACAUGGACACAGCAACAUAGAUCUAAGCAAGGGAAGGGGAACUAGAUGAACCUGAACCUAGACAGUGCUUUGGCAUUAAGGUACCACAUAAAUAAACAUUCUGCCAUGAGAUUGGCUCUUUUUUUGUGACUGCAGAGUUUAAAGAACAAAUCUGUAGACGUUUUUAUACAGUGGAAUGCCUCAGCGUAGUAUUGGGCGCUGGCUUUAUACGUCCUUGUUUGCACCCAGAUCGUAGAAGCUAGAGAUGGGAAAGACCUAGAUCAUCUACUAUCUCUCUGGCAGUACAAGAAUGUCACCUUACUGUGGAUGUGUCAGAUAUUAAACUACUGUAUGAACAGAGCUGUCCUUGAAAGCCUAGGGUAAGGGUAGGCAACCUGUGGCACGCAUGCCAAAGGUGGCACGCGAGCUGAUUUUCAGUGGCACUCACGCUGCCGGGGUCCUGGCCACCAGUCCGGGGGGCUCU
Chrysemys picta bellii (western painted turtle) is the source of this 6193-nucleotide messenger RNA. The record is from RefSeq and is a predicted model, not a curated record. Lineage: Eukaryota; Metazoa; Chordata; Testudines; Emydidae.